Molecule: messenger RNA, 1587 nt
Organism: Cyphellophora europaea CBS 101466
Lineage: Eukaryota; Fungi; Ascomycota; Eurotiomycetes; Chaetothyriales; Cyphellophoraceae
Exons: 2
Coding region: 1-1587 (528 amino acids)
Source: RefSeq, a predicted model, not a curated record
AUGUCGUGUCCCAAUGGCGUCGAGCCGCUGCAACUUCCAAUCCACAACGUUACGGUCACGAGCAGUGGCCGUGCAGUCUCUCGUGGUGUAGAAUUCGGUAUUGGUACACCGCAGCAGAUCGUGGCUUUGCAGCUAGCACUCCUCGAUUCUGAAGUAUUCAUUCCAAACCUUGAAAGUUGCAACGGGACCGCCAGCGUAUGCGCGGGCGAGCUUGGAGGCAUGUACGAUGCUACACUCAGCGACACGUACAGUCAGGUCACCAAAUCCCAAUGGAACGGCACGGACAGCCGUGGAACAGACGAGGGGUUCAUCUUCUUCAAUGAUCGUGUACAAUACGGAUCGAACUCGAGUCACGAUGCUUUUCCACUCUUAAUGAGUCAACCAAGCUUUUCACAUCAAGGAGGGCUCCCACUAGGCCCCAACUCCACCUUCCUCACCCAGGCAUACGAAUCAGGCCAAUCUUCUUCCACUGCUGUUGGCCUAUAUCCUGGAAGACGAAACAUUGAGAAUCCAGAGGACGGUCUUUUGAUUCUGGGAGGGUACGACAGGUCACGCGUCGACGGCGAACUCGUGGAACUUGACUAUAACCUAGAAUGCCCUACUUGUGUCGAAGUCAAGUCGAUCGUCUACGAAACCCCUGAUGGCUCGGAGUCACUCAUCGACGAGCCCCUCACCGUCCUACUCGAAAUGUACGCCCGUGACAUCGGUGUCCCACAGUCAACUUACGACCGUUUCAUCCGCACUGUGGGCGCCACCUACAACCCGGAUCUGUUCUUCGCAGUCGUUCCUCCAGAUGUCCCUCUGGGCGAAUUGACCGUCACUCUGGCCAACGACUACACGAUCACCGUUCCCGCCGAAGAACUUUUCACGAAACCGCGUCAUUACAACGACGAAGGCGUGUAUGAAAUCAGCGAUCACGAUACAACCUUUGCAAUGGUCUCAAACUUGACAGACCCGACUAUCCCACCAAUAUGGGGCCUCACAUUCCUCAGUCAGAACUACCUGGUCAUAGAUCACGCACGCCAACAAUGGAAGAUAGGCAAAGCCAUCAAAGUCGACAACGAUGACAUCUUCGACUUCGGCCCCGAACCAGAUAUCGAAGCAAUCUGCGAUCCUAACGACAAUGGCAAUGGGUCCGGGACCAACACGGGCGCCAUUGCAGGUGGAGUUAUCGGAGGUGUCGCUUUCCUUGGUCUCAUCGCAUUCGGCAUCUGGUUCUACCUCCGUCGCAAAAAGCGCAAUGCGGCAGGCGGGUCAGGGGACGGUAGGACCGCGGCAAAGAUGGAGGAGCAGCUGCCGCCGUCGUACCAGCAGCAUGACGCUGCUGCAGCGAAGGAAAUGGGCGACAAAUCCAACAUGCUGGCCACAAACGGACCGGUAGAGCUGUUUAGUCCUGUGAGUCCGCAGACAGCUGGCCACGAUUCUAGGAUCAGCGAGCUGGCGAGCCCCGCACAGAUGCAAGGGAAGGACCAUAGGGGAGUGGGUGGCUUUGCUGGUUACGAGCAGGUGCCGCAGGAACUAGACUCGGCCGUGGCGUCGAGUGUAGGGAAGAAAGGCAGGGACAGCGAGGCGGUCGAGUUGCCGUAG